Molecule: messenger RNA, 21567 nt
Organism: Aspergillus mulundensis
Lineage: Eukaryota; Fungi; Ascomycota; Eurotiomycetes; Eurotiales; Aspergillaceae
Product: Non-ribosomal peptide synthetase
Exons: 3
Coding region: 1-21567 (7188 amino acids)
Biological process (GO): amino acid activation for nonribosomal peptide biosynthetic process; secondary metabolite biosynthetic process
Cellular component (GO): cytoplasm
Molecular function (GO): catalytic activity; phosphopantetheine binding
Source: RefSeq, a predicted model, not a curated record
AUGGACAACACAACAAACGAGAUGGACCGAAAACGCAUAUUCACAGAAAUAUGCGCCGAGGCAUUGAAGAUCGAAACAGACGACCUGGACGAGACUCGCUCGUGGGUCGCACUGGGCGGCGACUCGAUCGCGACCAUCCGGCUCAUUGCGCGAUGCGAGGAGCGAGGAAUGAGAGUCAUGACAGCAGACGUGAUCCGGUGCGCCAGCUUAACAGAGCUCUUCGAACACGUCCAAUAUCUACAGCCUUCCGAAUCAAUCGACCGCGAACUCGAGCCCGAAGAAGCCGAUGCAGCGCCCUUUACUCUAUGGCCUGAAUACCACGCCGCGACAACAGAGGAGAAACAGACGUUGUUACAGCAAGUGGCCACGCUCUGCAACCUGACGCCCGACGAUAUCGAGAAUGUAUAUCCCUCCACACCAUUACAGGAAGGCCUGAUGGCCAUCACCUCCCGAACCCCGGCCGCGUACGUCGACCGUCGCGGCUUCACCCUGCCCCCGACCGUCGACAUUGCCCGGUUCCGAGCAGCGUGGGAAGCCCUCGCGGCGAGAACGGCCAUUCUGCGCACACGAAUCAUCAUCGACCCGUCCAGCGGACGAUCGCUGCAAGUGGUGACGCGCGACACGGUUGUCUGGCGCGAGGCAAAAACACUAAAUGAAUACCUGGAGCACGACCGUCAGGAGAACAUCACCCUCGGCCAGCCCUUGAACCGGUGCGGCUUGAUCCAGGACGGACCUGCGUUUGUGUGGACGGUGCACCACAGCAUCUACGACGGGUGGAGCGCCCUCCAGCUCUACCGGCAGUUGGCUGCACUCUACAACUCCGAGCAGCUAUCCCCGCCCGUCCCUUACACUCGAUUUGUGCGCUACCUGCAACAGCAGAGUCCCGACCGCGCUGCGCACUACUGGCGAGACCAGCUCCACGGCGAGGAUGUCAUGGCGGAGUGGCCGGCUCUCCCCAGCGCAACGUACCAACCCAGACCGCGUGCGCAGUACCAGGCCAAGAUCCCGCUCCCUGAUGGAUCCUCGGGGCUGGUGAUGAUGUCGGCCGUGCUCCGCGGAGCAUGGGCCCUAGUGAUGGCGCAGUACAGCGGGUACAGCGAUGUGAUAUUCGGCGUGACGCUCUCCGGCCGAAACGCCCCUGUUCCAAAAGUCGCAGAUAUCACGGCUCCCCUGAUCACGACAGUCCCAGUACGGAUCCGCGUGGACCAGACAGUAACGGUGUCCGAGUUCCUGGAUCGGAUUCAAACGCAAGCCACCGGGAUGAUAGACUACGAACACACGGGUCUCCAGCAGAUCCGGACCCUUCUCCCUGAAUCCGCGUCAUCCCUGGACUUCCGCAACCUGCUGGUCAUCCAGCCGGCCGGGGAGCGCGACGUCUACGAGGCCUUUCCUGGGCUCGCGCCAAUUGAUAUCCCGAUGGAGGAUUUCGACAGCUACGCGCUGAACGUGGAGUGUACGCUCGGGCGUGAGUCCAUUGACAUGCAGGUGAACUAUGAUGAGGAGGUCAUACCAACCGCUGCCCUUGAAAAUGUCAUGGAUCAAUACUCGACGCUCGUGCGGAAGAUGUGCAGCUCUGAUGGCCAGACCUCAAUCAGCGGGAUCCUGACCCUCCCGCCUCAAGACGCAGAGCAGAUUAAGAGGUGGAACAGCGACGUUCCGUCUCCCGUACAUCAAUGCAUCCAUGAUCUGGUGCAGGAGCAAGUGCGCUCCCGACCGACGGCGAUAGCAGUGGACGCGUGGGACGGCCAGUUCACAUACGCGGAACUAGCCAGCCAGAGUCUGCGUCUGGCGCAGCACCUGACGACCAGCUAUGGGGUCGGACCCGAACAGACGAUCGGGCUGUGCAUGGAUAAGUCGCGGUGGGCGGUGGUGGCGAUGCUGGCGAUUCUCUACGCUGGCGGAGCGGUGCUUCCACUCUCAGGAAGCCAUCCACUCCAGCGGCUGCAGGGAAUUAUCGAGGAUGCGCAAGCGAAAGUCAUUCUUGCCGACGCAUCGCAGGCAGCCCGGCUGGCGGGGCUGAACCGGCCGUUGGUCAUCGUGGACUCGAGCGCCGUGGAAAGUCUCCCGCCUGCACCGGCGCAGGAUAUCCACAGCGCAGUGACACCGGGCAAUAUGGCCUGGGUGAUUUAUACGUCGGGCAGUACGGGCACGCCGAAAGGCGUUGUAUUGGAGCAUCGAUCGCUCUGCACGAGUCUCACGGCGCAUGCAAAGGCUAUAGGGAUCACGGAGGAUACGCGGACGCUGCAAUUCGCGGCAUACACGUUUGACGUCAGCGUGAUGGAUACCUUCAGCACGCUCCAGGCCGGCGGCUGCGUGUGUGUGCCUUCGGAGGAGCAGCGGCUGAAUGGCCUCGGGGAAGCGGCUGCCCGGUUGGGGGUCAACUACGCGGAGCUCACCUCGACAGUCACGGAGAUGCUGUCGCCGUCGCAGGUCCCAUCAUUAACCACACUACUCCUCAGCGGCGAGCCCCUGAAGCCCUCUGUCCUCGCUGCCUGGGCUCAGCACGCACGGGUGUUCAACUCGUACGGGCCGACCGAAUGCUCCAUCACAGCCUCGAACAGUCGGCAGCUCUUCCACCACGACGAAGCGCGCAAUAUCGGCGCGCCUAUGGAAUCGCUCUUUUGGGUGGUGCAGGCAGACAACCACCACGCCUUAUGUCCGAUCGGGACACCGGGGGAGCUGCUGAUCGAGGGCCCGCUGCUUGCGCGCGGCUAUCUGAACGACGAAAUCACCACGAACGAGAGCUUCAUUAGCCCUAGGUUCUCGGAACAACUUGGCCUCGACCUCGCUGGGCGCCGGAUGUAUCGGACGGGCGAUCUGGUCCGGCAGAAUGCGGACGGCUCGCUGCUGUAUCUGGGCCGAUGCGGAGGCCAGCAGGUUAAGAUCCGCGGGCAGCGGGUUGAUGUUGGCGAGGUCGAGCAUCAGAUCACGCAGCGCCUACCGGGUGUCAAGACGGUAGCGGUCGAGCUGGUCGGGCAAGGAAGCCAGCUCAGUUUGAUGGCCGUCAUUGACUUUGCAGGCGAGAGACCAGCCUUGGAAGCCCUGCGCGAGGAGCUCCUGCAGGCCCUGCCGCAGUACAUGGUGCCGACCCUGUACAUGCCCACCGACCAGAUGCCCAUCAAUGCCUCGGGGAAACUAGAUCGACGAGGCCUACGCGCCAAACUACAAGCUCUCACUGCUGCCGAGCUGCAGGAGUAUGCGCUGAAUGCCGGGCCCAAAAGCGCGCCCUCCAGCGCGAUCGAGCACAAGUUGCAUGCGCUCUGGGCCGAAACGCUCAAGGUCAAUCCUGCGAGCAUCGGCAGGGAAGACAGCUUCGUGCUCCUUGGAGGCGAUUCGAUCGCCGCGAUGCGCAUGGUUUCGACGCCGGCUGCUCAGGAACUGCAUCUGAGCGUGGCGGAUGUCUUCCAGCAUGCGCGAUUGUCAGAUCUCGCCCGUGUGCUCGAGGGACGCACUGACGAAACCGUCCAAGAGGACCCAGCGCCCUUUGCCCUUUGGGAUAUCAAGAAUGAACAGGCGCAGCGGGUCGCCAACUUGGCCGCACUGUGCGGUGUCGCUGCGGACAAAGUUGAAGACGUAUUCCCUUGCACGGCGAUGCAGGAGGGCCUCAUGGCUCUCACCACGCAUCAGCCCACAGCCUAUGUCGGCCGGCAGGUCUUCAAGCUCGCGGCCUCGAUCGAUACCACGCGCUUCCAAGAAGCAUGGAAAACGCUCGUCCACCACACCCCGAUCCUCCGCACGCGCCUCGCGGUCGACCAGGCCUCCGGAUCUGGCUCCCAGACCGGGGCAUUGGUUCAGAUUGUUGUCGGGCAAGAACUGGCUUGGAAGCACAGCACAGACCUGGACAAAUAUCUGGCCUACGAUGAGGCAGAGGGAAUGGCACUGGGCCAGCCGCUGGUGCGCUUAGCCCUGGUGCAGCAGAAGGAAGAGCGGUUCUUCGUCUUCACCGGCCACCACAGUGUGUACGACGGGUGGAGUGCAGCUUUGAUAUUCGAGCGCCUGGCGGAGAUCUAUACCCACAACCGCAUCCCGUCCCCUGUGCCGUACUCGCGAUUCAUUCGGCAUCUCUUGCACCAAGACCCCGCGUCUUCGGCGAGCUACUGGUCCGCCCAGCUGGAAGGCGAGGCAGUCGUCGACUGGCCACCACUUCCCCGAGCAGAUUACCAGCCGAAGCCUAUGCACCGGGAAACACACGAAAUUGCACUCCCUAAUGCGGAUGUCUCCCCGCGUGGCCUAUCCGAGCUCCCGCACGUCCUACGCGCGGCAUGGGCACUGGCCAUGGCCACAUACGCCGGCGGGCAGAGCAACAGCGUGGUGUUUGGCGCGACAGUUUCCGGCAGAAACGCACCUGUCCGCGGAAUCUCAGACAUGGUUGGGCCGACCAUUACAACCGUGCCUGUGGCUGUGCAUCUCGAUGCCCAGCAGCCCGUCCGCCAGUUCCUGGACGCAGUCCAGAAGCAGGCGGCGGAUAUGAUUCCGUUCGAACAGACGGGGCUGCAGCUGAUCCGGAAACUCGUCCCGGAGUCCUGCCAUGCAGCGUUGGAGCUCAGGAACCUGUUCCUGGUUCAGCCGUUGCCUGAUGCCGAGGAGAGCUUCCCUGGGUUGACGCCCUUGCCUGUCACGCUGCAGGGAUUCGAUACGUACGGGCUUACGGUUCAAUGCGCGCUUGGGGCCGACGCGGUGACGGUGGAAAUGCGCUAUGAUGAGAAUGUGAUUGCGAGUCCGCGGGUGAAGAGGAUCCUCAUGUGCUUUGAUCAUGUUGUACAGCAGCUAUGCAGCAGACGGAAUGAUGCGGUUCCGCUGGGAGACCUUUCCCUCCUGAGCGCGGAUGACUCUGCAACAAUUGUGCGGUGGAAUCAGACUGCGCCUGAACGCGUUGAACAGUGUAUACACCACCUGGUCCAGGAGCAAGUCACAGCACAUCCAGACUCCGUGGCCAUCUGUGCCUGGGAUGGUGAUUUGACGUAUGCCGAGCUCAACACGCAGGCGACACAUCUAAGCCAGUAUCUUCGAGGCAUGAAUGUCGGCGCAGAGCGCAUGGUUGGCGUUUGCAUGGACAAAUCCAAGCUGGCCGGCGUGGCGAUGCUGGCCAUCCUGCAGGCAGGAGGUGUCGUCGUCCCGCUGGGUGUCAACCACCCCCGAACCCGAAUCGAGGGCAUUGUGGAAGACACGAACAUCGAAAUCAUACUGGUGGACGAACAACAACGGGACCGCCUGUCGACCAUCCCCAAUGUGCAGCUGGUGGUGGUGGAGAAGAGUUUGUUUGAUACUCCAACCCCUCAACCGAUUGAGCCUGAGCCAUCACUGGCCACACCAGACAACGCCGCCUGGGUCAUCUACACGUCCGGAAGCACAGGCAAGCCAAAGGGCGUUGUUCUGCAGCACCGAGCCCUGUGCAGCAGUAUCCGCGCCCACGGGACACGGUUCAAGAUGGGCGCUCACACACGCAUGCUCCAGUUCGCCGCGCAUACCUUCGACGCCUGCAUCCAAGACUACUUCACGACACUCGCAUUCGGCGGCGUCGUCUGCGUCCCCAGCGAGCACGAACGCAUGAGCGAUCUCAGCACAGCCGUCCGCAAGCUCAGCGUCACCUUUGCGACCCUCACCUCGACCGUAGCCCGGCUGAUCGAUCCCGCCGAUGUCCCCGCCAUGCAACAGCUCGCCCUCGUCGGCGAACCCGUCAAGCCCGACGUCGUCCAGCGCUGGCUCGGCCACGCCACCGUGCUCAACGCCUACGGGCCCUCCGAGUGCUCCAUCCACUCCACCUGCAGCACGCCCCUGACCGACCCCAAGCAGGCCGCCAUCAUCGGCACCGGAAUGGGCUCGCGUGUCUGGGUGGCCGAGGUGCGGGACUACAACCGGCUCUGUCCGAUCGGCGUGCCGGGCGAACUGCUCAUUGAGGGACCGAUUCUGGCAAGGGAGUACCUCAACGACACCCUGAAGACCCAGAGCGCGUUCAUCGCCAACCCGGCAUUCCUCACCGCGCUUGGGACCCCGUGCAGCUCGACUAACGGCCGCAUGUAUCGGACCGGCGACCUCGUCCGACUCGACGAGGACGGAUCCCUCACGCACCUCGGCCGACGCGAUACGCAGAUCAAGAUCCGCGGACAGCGCGUCGAGGUCGGCGAGAUCGAGUACCAGAUCACGCAGCAGCUCCCGGACGUGCGGUCGGCGGCCGUCGAGCUCCUCGAGGACGCGGGCAAGGUCGGUCUCACGGCGGCACUGGAUUUCGCUCUGGAUAGCGAGCUGCGCUGUGGCCCGGCCUCUGAGCUGGGCGUUCUCCUCCCUUCACCUGCUUUGACGACCGGACUACAGCGCCUGCGGGGAUCGCUGUUCCAGGUCCUGCCGGCCUAUAUGGUGCCCAGUGCAUUCCUGCCCAUCGUGGAUAUGCCGCUCAACGCGUCAGGGAAGCUCGACCGGCGAGCGGUGCGGGCUCUGCUGGAGGAGGUCCCCUCUGAUGAGCAGCGGGUGUACCUGGCUGUGUCUGCGACUGAGACUGCCGCCCCCUCUACACCGACAGAGAGUCAACUGCAGGCGCUGUGGGCGGAUGUGUUGCAGGUUCCAGUCGCCCAAGUGAGCGUUCACGAUAACUUCUUCCAGAUCGGGGGCGACUCGGUUGUUGCGAUGCGGAUGGUGGCGACGGAGUCGGCUCGGGCGUUGAAGCUGACUGUGGCAGAUAUCUUCCAGAGUCCGCGUCUGGCUGACUUGGCUGACCUUCUUAGUUCACGGCUUUCAACCGAGGAGAGGAGUAUGGCGGAUCAUGAUCCAGAACCCUUUUCGCUGUGGGACGCCCGUCAAGACUUGCGGCAUCGAGAGGAACACCUUCAGCAAAUUGCUCAGGACUGCGGUGUUCCAGUGACUAGUAUCCAGGAUGUGUAUCCGUGUACUCCGCUGCAAGAAGCAAUGAUGGCCAUCACCUCCCGCCAGUCCGCCGCGUACAUCAACCGCCAGGUAUUCGAGCUCGACGGCAGCAUCGACGUGGACAGGCUGCAGCGUGCCUGGCGCAAACUCACCCAGGCAGUCCCAACCCUGCGAACCCGCAUUUCCAUGAGCCCUGGCAACGCCUCGAUGUUAGUGCAAGUGGUUGUUGAUGAGGAGAUUGAAUGGCGAACGUCCGACAGCUUGGAGGGCUACCUCGACCAGGACCAGGAGCAGGGCAUGGGACUGGGAACGCCUUUGGUACGUAUGGGACUCGUCGACAAGAAGUCCCUGGUAUGGACAGCCCAUCACAGUCUUUACGAUGGCUGGAGCACCCGUUUACUCUAUCAACAUCUGGCCGAUCUCUACCACACCGGCCAGACGCUGCACGCCCCUGCCUCCUUUCCACGAUUCAUCCGCUUCCUCGCCGAACAGGACAAUGCAGAGGUCCACGCUGAGAGUGCGACCUACUGGUCCAACGAGCUGCAGGGCGAGGUGAUGAGCAACUGGCCGCCUCUUCCAUCCGUCGACUACCAACCGCAGCCGGGACGCGAAAUCAUCAACGUCGUGCCGCUCCCUGCCAGCGGCCCUACCCAGGUGAUUACGCCUGCAAACGUGGUCCGCGCCGCGUGGGCAAUUACAAUGGCACAAUACGCAGGACACGACGAUGUCGUCUUCGCAGCAACUGUCUCUGGCCGCAAUGCUCCCGUCUGGCAAGUCGGCAACAUCGUCGCCCCAACAAUCACCACUGUCCCUGUGCGGACUCACAUCGACUGGACGGACAAAACCAGCAGCUUCCUGGCCACCAUCCAAAAGCAGGCCGCGGAUAUGAUCCCCUACGAGCACACCGGCCUCCGCACGAUCAGGGCCAUCAUCCCUCCGCAUCUCAGCCCGGCGCUCAACCUCCGGAACGUACUGGUCGUGCAAACAGCAGGCGAAGGAGAGACCGCCGAUGCUCCGUUCCCAGGCGUCAAGCCGCUCUCGCCAACCACGGCGGUGGCCUUCGACAGCCAUGGCCUGACGGUCGACUGCACCGUGAGCACCACGGAUCUGCGCGUGGCCUUCCGCUUCGACGAGGCCGUCCUCCCAACGGCGCAGGCGGAACAUAUCCUGUCGCACUUCACACACGUCGUCCAGCGGCUGUGUGAUCCGCAGCUCGAGGGGCGCACAUUGGGCGACAUGGACCUGGUGAGUCCUGGACAUCGAGCCCGUCUCGUCGAGCGCAAUGCCGCGGUUGAUGUCUCCCGCUGGGACGCAUGUAUCCAUCACCUCGUGGGGAAGCAGGUCCUGGCUCAACCGAACGCGCCGGCUGUGUGUGCGUGGGAUGGCGACCUGAGCUACGGAGAACUGGACAGCUAUGCCUCUCGCCUGGCACAUCAGCUUGUUCGCCUUGGGGUCGGCCCUGAGAAGAACGUGGGCCUGUGCCUGGAUAAGUCGCGGUGGGCGGUGGUGGCCAUAUUCGCGACUCUGCAGGCAGGAGGUGCCGUUGUGCCGCUGGGCAUCUCACACCCUCUUUCGCGCAUCGAGGUCAUGGUCGAGGACAGUGCGGCCGUUGUUAUUCUUGUGGAUGAGCAGCAGCACCAUCGACUGGCGGAUCUUUCCAGCAACAUUCCCCGAGUGAUCGUGAAUGCUCAAAGCCUUGAGAAACUGCCCCAGAGCGCUCCUUUGCCAGACGUUUCACCGGACAAUGUAGCGUGGAUCAACUACACAUCAGGGAGUACCGGUGCACCCAAGGGCAUGAUCUUGGAACACGGCGGGCUAUGCACAAGCAUGAGGACCCAAGCUGCCCGGAUGCAUAUUUCCAACAAGACGCGCGCUCUGCAGUUCUCGCCCUUUACGUUCGACGUCAGCAUCUCCGAUAUCUCAGCAACCCUGAUCUACGGCGGCUGCGUGUGCCUCCCAUCCGAGAGCGACCGCAUGAACAACAUAGCAGGCAGCAUCCAAGCCAUGGCCGUCAACUUCGCCAGUCUAACCCCGACCGUGGCGCGGCUCCUAUCUCCAGCGGAGGUCCCAACGCUUACGACCCUCGCGCUCACCGGCGAAGCGCUAAAGCCCGACGUCGUGGCUCUCUGGAAGAGCGUGCCCGGCGUGGCGCUCUACAACACGUAUGGUCCCUCCGAGGGCUCCGUGUGCACAUGCAACGGCCCAAUCUCGCGCCCCGACGAAGCAGACAACAUUGGCACCCCCAUGGCAACCCGGCAUUGGGUCACGCAGCCUCACAACUACCACCAGCUCAGCCCGAUCGGUGCGCCCGGAGAGCUUCUGAUCGAGGGACCCCUGAUCGCGCGGGGAUACCUCAACAACGCAGAGAAAACAGCCGCGUCGUUUGUUCCGCCGCCCGCGUUUCUGACUGCGCCGUCUGGCUGCCGCAUCUAUCGGACAGGCGAUCUAGUCCGCCAGAACGUUGACGGGUCGUUUACCUAUCUCAGUCGACGAGACACGCAGGUGAAGAUCCGCGGCCAGCGCGUCGAGAUCGGCGAGAUCGAGCACCAGAUUGUGAAGCAUAUGCCAAGUGCGCAGACGGCCGUCGUGCAUUUGCUCGAAGAAACCGGCCUUGUUGCCGUCAUUGCGCUGCGUGAAGCGGAAACAUUGCAGGCAGAGCCGGCCGGGACCAUCGCGCCCUCGCCAGCCUUGUGCUCCGAGUUUGCCAGCCUGCGCCAGGCGCUGCUUCGCGUCUUGCCUGAUUAUAUGGCGCCGACCUUGUUUGUCCCAGUUCCGGGCAUCCCCACGAAUGUCUCUGGCAAGGUGGAUCGCCGCGCAGUGCACGAGCUCCUGCUGUCGCUCCCUCCAAACAGUCUGGGCCGAUGGACCGCCGAGCAGGAGACCGUGCCAAAGACACUCCAACCAGCAUCCGAGAUGGAACAACUGCUCCAGGACCUCUGGGCGCGGAUGCUCAAGAUCCCCGUGGACAACGUGAGCCCUCAGGACGACUUCUUCCGCCUGGGAGGGGACUCUGUCACAGCAAUGCGGAUGGUUGCGACUGCGGCUCGCACCAAGCUUGCCGAGGUUCUUGAAGAGCGCGUGCGGGGAGGUCUCGAGCAGGAAGAUAUACAGAGUGUUGAGCCAGACCCCGAGCCAUUCGCACUGUUCACGGACGCAUCAGAUCCCGCGUCUGGACUCCAUGCCCGGCUUGCCACAGUGGCAGAGCAGUGCGGCGUUGCGGUCGAGCAGGUGCAGGAUGUCUACCCCUGCACACCUCUCCAGGAAGCCCUUCUGGCCAACACUUCGCGCCAACAAGCAGCCUACGUCAGUCGGCAGAGCUACGUCCUCUCCCAGGCUAUCGAUCUUGCCCGCUUCAAGGCAGCAUGGGAGGCCCUGGCGACCGUCACUCCCAUCCUCCGCACGCGGAUCGUGAUUGGCGCGCAGGGAAGCUGGCAGGUUGUUGUGAAGGGGCCGAUUGAGUGGGUAUCCCACGCUGGGUCGUUGGAGGAGUAUAUCCAGCAGGACAAGGAGCGUGGCAUGGGGUUAGGGCAGCCGCUGGCACGGUACGCCAUCGUGACACAGCCAUCGGGCGAACGGUUGUUCGUAUGGACGGCCCACCACAGCAUGUACGAUGGCUGGACGGUCCGUCUGCUGUGCCAGGAGCUCAUCGCCCUCUACAACCGCGAGGACCAUGUGCCGCGACCUGUUCCCUACACCCGCUUCAUCCGCUACCUGGAGGACAUCGACCGGGCUGGCAGCCUUGAGUUCUGGAAGCAGCAGCUUCAGGGCGACGACGUCGAAGCAGACUGGCCGCGUCUGCCGCAUGUGGGCUACGAGCCACGGCCCCGGUCGUCUCUGCAUGUGAAUAUCCCCAACCAUGAUACCGAUGGGAGCGGGAUUGCGAUGGCCAAUAUCCUUCGUGCAGCAUGGGGGCUGGCGAUGGCGCAGUUCUCCGGCCACAACGACGUCGUCUAUGCAGCCAACAUCUCCGGUCGCGCAGCGCCCGUGCCAGGCGUGACGGAGAUCAUCGGCCCAACCAUCGCCACCGUCCCCGUCCGGCUGCAUCUUGACCCCCAAGCCCGCAUGACCGUGGCGAGCUUCCUGCAGGGCGUGCAGACGCAGUCGCAGCAGAUGAUCGACCACGAGCAGACGGGCUUACUGGCCAUGCGCAACCAUCCCAACCUCCAGCUGCGCAACCUGCUGGUCAUCCAACCCGCCGAGGAAAGCGACACAGUCCUUGACUUCCCCGGCAUCGAGGCCGUCCCGAGCGCGGUCGAGGACUUCGACAGCUACGGCGUGAACAUCGAGUGUGUGCUGGGAACGACGAUUCGGGUCCAGGCGCGCUUUGAUGACCAGAUCGUGACUGCGGCCUACAUGCAGCGCGUUCUCGACCAGUUUGCGUAUAUUGUGCGCCGGCUUCGCGACCCGAGAUGCAGGGAUCUGCCAUUGCAGCAGCUCAACCUCCUCAGUCCUCAUGACCAGCAGCAGAUUGCGACCUGGAAUGCCGCGCCUCCUGAGCCUGUCGAGCGUUGUGUGCAUGAGAUGGUUGAGGAGCAGGCUAUGGCACACCCAACCAAGCUCGCGGUGUGCGCAUGGGACGGACAGUUCACCUACACGGAGUUGGCGCAUCUGGCUCAGCUCCUGGCCGCUCAACUUGUCGCCCUUGGUACCGGCCCAGAGCGCAUGGUUGCGGUGUGCAUGGACAAGUCGCGGUGGGCAGCCGUGGCCUUUCUGGCAAUCCUCAAGGCCGGCGGCGUGGUUGUCCCCCUAGGCGUCAGCCAUCCGAUCCGACGCAUCGAGACGAUCCUCAACGACAACAAGUCUGAUCUGGUUCUUGUUGAUGCAAAGCACCGCCAGCGCCUCGGUGAUGGUCUCCUCCGACAGCAGUUGCUCGUGGUGGACGAUAGUCUGGAGCAGGACGGUUCUUCUUCUUUACAUCUUCCGACCGGCCAGCUAGCAAAGCCAGUCACCCCAGACCAUGCAGCGUGGGUGAUCUACACUUCCGGAACAACGGGCCUCCCUAAAGGUGCAGUCCUCGAGCAUCGAGCCUUGAGCUCCAGCAUCCGCGCCCACGGCACCCGCUACCAGUUCGGCCCUUACACCAGGAAGCUGCAGUACUCGGCGCAUACGUUUGACGGGACGAUCGAGGACUACUUCACCACUCUGUCCUGGGGCGGCCUCUGCUGCGUGCCGUCAGAAGAAGACCGUCUCGACACGCGCAGGCUCACGGCGUUCAUGCGAGAGACGGAGGUGAAUGCCCUGGCAACAACGUACACCGUCGCGGGCCUUCUCACGCCAGACGAGGUUCCCAGCCUGCGAACACUCGUGCUGGGCGGAGAACCAGCGACCGUUGAGGUGACGGAUACCUGGAAAAGCAAGGUCGAUCUCUUCAACUGCUACGGCCCCUCGGAGUGCACGAUCUUCUCAUCCGCCGCAGGCCCGAGGAAGGAUGUGGCAGAGCUGCACAACAUCGGCCAGCCGAUUGGGACACGACUUUGGGUUGUCAAUCCUGACCAUCCCGGCUCGUUGUGUCCAGUUGGGGCUCCUGGAGAGUUGCUCAUUGAAGGGCCCCAGCUUGCGCGUGGGUAUCUGAACGACGAGGCCAAAACGAUCACGGCCUUCCUCACGGAUCUGGACUUUAUGCGGCGAUUCGACAUCCCGCUCAGCACGCGACUCUACCGCAGCGGGGACAUUGUGCGCCAGAACGAUGACGGGUCGUUUGUCUAUGUCGCCCGGCGCAACACCACGCAGGUGAAGAUCCGAGGGCAGCGGGUGGAGGUUGGCGAAAUCGAACACCAGAUUGGCCUGCAUCUGGCUGAGACCAGGGCAGUGGCUGUUGAGUUGUUCAAGCAGGGUGCCCACGGGCUUCCGGUCCUUGUUGCUGUGGUCGACUUUGCCGAGAACAGUCAAUAUCGCAGCCAGCCCCCGGCAUCGAACGAGGAAUUCCUACCCCCUACCCCGGCACUGCGACAGACCUUCACAAAGCUCCAGGUCGCGUUGUCGCAAGUCCUCCCCAGCCAUAUGGUCCCGUCGCUCUAUGUGCCUGUCACGCAGCUGCCUCGAAACCUGUCCGGGAAGUUGGACCGCAGAGCCCUCCGAGGACUGCUGGACCAGAUGUCCUACGAGGCCAUUCGCCAAUACCUGCAGCACGAUGGAGAGAAGACCGCGCCUUCCACGACCAUGGAACGCACGCUGCAAGCCCUGUGGGCUCAGACCUUGGGAAUGGACGAGAUCGGCCGGAUUGGGGCCCACGACAACUUCUUCCAGCUGGGCGGAGACUCUGUAGCGGCCAUGCGUCUUGCGGCGAUCGUGCAGCAGCAGGAACAGCUGCAGUUGACCGUCGGCGAUAUCCUGUCGCAUCCUUGCCUGUCUGAUUUGGCCAACUUCUUGACCGGAGGCGCCGUUGCAGGUCCCCUCGAAACUGACCCAGAGCCAUUCUCGCUGUGGAGUGCUGUCGACAAGGAUCUCCCAACUGUUGCUGCAAGAUGUGGUGUUGCAGCGGAGCAGAUCGAGGAUAUAUACCCUGCCACCCCAUUGCAGGAAGGGUUCAUUGCCGUCACCGCACGCCAGUCAGCGGCCUAUAUCAGUCGCCAGGUUUACACACUGUCUGCUGCCCUGGACCUCGAUCGAUUCAAGGCGUCCUGGGAGACGCUGGUCAAGACCACCCCGAUCCUACGCACCCGCCUCUCGAUCGGACAGGAUGGCCAUGCGAUCCAGGUCGUUGUCCGCGACUCGAUUAAGUGGAGAUGCGGCACAGACCUCGCCUCCUAUGUGGCUCAAGACCACGACGAGGGGAUGAGACUCAAUGAGCCCCUGGUGCGAUACGCGAUCAUCGCUGAGCCGACAUCAGACAGCUGCUACUUUAUCUGGACAGCCCACCACAGUAUCUACGAUGCCUGGACGAUCCGCGCCAUCAGCACGUCCCUUGCACAAAUAUAUUCAUCCGCCGACUACACACCCACCGUCCCAUUCUCUCGAUUCAUCCGGUACCUCACCAACACCGACACCGACGCCGCCAGGGCCUUCUGGCAGGACCAGUUGGCCGGAGACGUUGUGGCAGACUGGCCGCCCCUACCGCAGAACGACUACCAGCCCCGGCCACACGGUCGGAUCCAGAAGACCAUCACGAUCCCCGGACGCUCCUCGGGCAUUCUGGAAUCCACCACACUCAGGGGCGCCUGGGCGCUUGUGAUGUCGCAGUACGCCGGCUCGAGCGACGUUGCCUUUGCCGCCACCGUGUCAGGACGCAAUGCUGCAGUGGCCCAGAUCAACGAGAUCGCAGGGCCGACCCUCACCACCGUCCCAGUCAGGGUGUCUGUGGACAGCAGCCUGACCGUCACGCAGUUCCUGCAGGCUGUUCAGAACCAGAUGACCGACAUGAUCCCGUACGAACAGACCGGCCUCCAGACAAUCAAAGCCUGCAUCCCAGAGGCCAACCAUGACGCUUUGAAGCUCCGCAAUCUCCUGGUCAUCCAGCUGGCCGCCGAGGCUGAAAGCAGCACGAUCGCGCUGCCGGGCUUGGAGGCGCAGCCCGCGUCCUUCGAGGACUUUGGCAGCUUCGGCCUGCAGAUCGAGUGCACCCCGGUGACUACAGGAGGAUCGCACGCAGUCGAGGUCGAUAUCCAGUAUGACGAGAAGGUCAUCUCGACCACCGCUGCCACCAGAGUCGCGGAGCAUUUUGCCCACGUCGCAGAGCAGCUUUUCCAUCCUGGUCUGGCCGAGUCCGCGUUGUCGGAGAUCCAGCUCCAGCUCAGUCCUGCACACAAGGAGAUCAUCUUGCGCCGGAAUACCAGCGUCCCGCCCGCCCUCGACCGCUGCAUCCAUGAGAUGGUCUUUGAGCGUGCGGCAUUGCAGCCCCACGCUCCGGCCAUCUGUGCAUGGGACGGGGACUGGACGUAUGCGGAGGUCACUGGGCUUGCUGCUUCGCUUGCCUCCUACCUCGUCACAGAACUGCAGAUCGGCCCGUCGCAGAUGGUGGGUGUUUGUAUGGACAAGUCCAAAUGGGCGGUGGUUGCUAUGCUGGCUGUGCUUUGUGCCGGUGGCACGGUGGUCCCGUUAGGGGUCAACCAUCCCGUCUCUCGGAUUGAAGGCAUGGCUCGGGAUACGGGGCUGCGAGCCAUUCUUGUGGACGAUAAGCAGCGAGAGAGGCUGUGCGGUCUUGGGUACCGCUUGAUCACGGUCGACGCGCACAUUCAAGGGCUUCGGGUUUCGGGCAGGCCAAAGACAGGAGUUACGCCGGAUGAUACUGCGUGGGUGAUUUAUACCUCGGGCAGUACUGGGACUCCCAAAGGAGUCCUGCUCCAGCAUCGUGCUCUAGCUACAAGUAUCGAGGCCCAUGGAUCUGUAUUUGGGCUUGGGACGCACACGCGGGCCUUGCAGUUCGCGGCACAUACAUUCGACGUCAACAUCCAGGACAUGUUCACCACGCUCUACAAAGGGGGCUGCGUCUGCAUCCCAUCCGAACACGACCGCGUCAACCGGCUGGCCCAGUCGAUGGCGUCCAUGAAUGUCAACUGUGCCACAUUGACAUCAACCGUCGCGUCUCUCCUCGCGCCUGAGGAGUUGCCCUGCCUGCAGACCCUCAUUCUAGUCGGCGAGCCAGUGACUCCAGCUGUCGUGAAGCUAUGGCAACCGCAUGCCACCGUGCUCAACGCAUAUGGCCCGUCUGAAUGUUCCAUCCAUUCCUCCUGCAGCGACCCAAUCACGGAUCCUGCGCUUGCCCCCAAUAUCGGCCGACCACUCGCCGCCUGCUUCUGGGUCGUGGACCCGGACAACUACCACUCUCUGCGCCCAAUUGGGGCAACGGGUGAACUCCUGAUUGAAGGUCCCGUCCAAGCACGGGGAUACCUCAAUGAUGCGGACAAGACCAGCGCGGCAUUCGUCGUUGACCCCGAGUUCAUGACACAGCUAGGGCUUUCCGGACGCCAGCGCCGGCUGUACCGGACUGGCGAUCUCGUGCGGCAGAACGACAAUGGGACCCUCACGCACAUGGGACGCCGGGAUCUGCAGGUCAAGAUCCGCGGACAGCGCGUCGAGGUCGGGGAGGUCGAAUACCAGAUCCAACGACAUCUGCCCUCCGCUCGAACAGUCGCCGUUGAGCCGCUGCAGCACGGAGACAAGGACCAGCACAUCACGCUCAUUGCCAUCAUGGAUAUGAGCCACACCGCAGCAACUCGUGAGCUGAACGCCACAGAGCCGGAGCCCUUGCCAGUCACUGCUUCUCUCCAGGCCACAUUCCGCGACCUCCGCACCUCGCUCCUCCAUGAUCUGCCGGCUUACAUGGUCCCGGCAGCGUACCUACCAGUGGACCGCAUGCCGCUGAAUGCAUCGAACAAGCUGGAUCGCCGUGCGAUUCGAGAACUGAUCACGCACCACUCUCUGGAAGACCUGCAGCGAUAUCUUGGGGCCACGGAACAUAGCGUCAAGACCGCGCCCAGGACAGCCAUGGAGCAGCGAGUGCACGCUCUGUGGGCCGAGGUCUUUGGGCUCUCCAAGGACGCGGUCGGCGUCCACGACAACUUCCUCCAGCUGGGCGGGGACUCGUUGACCGCAAUGAGGAUUGUUGCCGCGGCUGGCCAGACGACAGAAGUCCGAGUGUCCGUGGAGGAUAUAUUCACGCAUCCAACUGUGGCGGACCUCGCAUUGGUACUGUCUGAACGCGAAGACAGCACGGUCGAGCAGGAACAAGACCCGGCACCGUAUCAACUGUGGGCCGAGCAGAACACCCUCGCCGCCGAUCAAAUCGAAGAGCAUCUGGAUACCAUUGCCGUACAAUGCGCAGUUGACCGAGCUCUCAUUCAAGACGUCUACCCGUGUACCCCCCUGCAGGCGGGUCUGAUAGCCAUCACGGCCAGACAGCCGGCGGCGUACGUGAGCCGGCAGGUAUACACCCUGAGCAGCAGUGUAGACCGCGCGUCCUUCCAGCAGGCAUGGCAAGAACUCGCUGCUGGAGCCGCGAUCCUACGCACUCGCAUUGUAAUGGCGCCAGAUUCAGCCUCCCAAGCCCUGCAGGUUGUCGUGGACGAUGCCAUCCACUGGGAGCUCGGCACAGAUCUGGACGAGUAUAUAAGCAGAGACACUGCACGCGGAAUGUCGCUAGGCGAGCCCCUCGUCCGAUACGGUCUUGUGCGGGAACCGUGCGGCAAGUGCUAUUUCAUCUGGACCGCGCACCAUGCGCUCUAUGACGGAUGGACCCUUGGAGCCCUUAGCAAACGCCUGGGCGACAUCUACCAGAACCGCGCCAUUGCAGCUCAAAAUGUGCCGUACUCUCGAUUCAUCCGCUAUCUGCAGCAACGGCGCUUGAGCUCGGAAGCAAGUGCUCGCUACUGGCGCGAGCAACUCCAGGGCGAUGCCAUGGCCAGUUGGCCACGUCGGCCUGCACUGGAUUACCAGCCCAUGCCCCGGCAUAACCUGCUACGUAAUGUGCCGUUAGCAUCUCAGACCGUAGCAACCCCGUCGACGAUCCUCCGGGCUGCGUGGGCGCUCGUCAUGGCGCAGUACGCAGGGCACAAAGAUGUCGUCUUUGCAGCAACGGUUUCUGGCCGCAGCGCACCAGUGCCGGGGAUUGCAGACAUCCCAGCGCCGACAAUCACCACGGUGCCGGUGCGAGUUCAUGUUGACGCAACCCAAUCCGUGGCCGACUACCUGCAGGCCGUGCAGCGCCAGGCAAUUGACAUGAUCCCCUACGAGCACACAGGCCUCCAAGCUAUUAAAGCCCUUGUGCCCGAUCUCGCGUCCACCCUGGACGCCGGCAGCUUGAUGGUCAUUCAACCAGCGGACCAGAGCGCGAUGGAGUCGGGCCUUGACUUUCCCGGCCUCGACACAGUGCCUAUGCCCAUCACGCCGUUCAACAGCCACGGCGUAACGCUCGAAUGCAAGCUCGGGGCGCAAGAUGUCACGCUGGACAUCCACUACGACAGCACCAUUAUCGCCCCGGAACAGCUCACGCGCGUGAUCGACUACUUUGCCUCCAUGAUCCAGCGUCUGGGCGAUCCGGCCGCCACAGCAUCGCCAGUGGCUGAUCUCCUGGCCGUCAGCGAGAAAGACGAGUCCCAGGUUCGCGCGUGGAACUCGACCGUUCCACCGCGCCUCGACAAGUGCAUCCACGAGCUGGUGCAGGAACAGGUGCUCCGGACGCCUCGUGCAGUUGCCAUCCACGCCUGGGACGGCCAGCUCACGUACCGCGAGUUCCACGAUCUCGCUGCCAGCCUCGCGCACCAUCUGGUUACUCUGGGAGUUGGCCCCGAGACGCUCGUUGGUGUCUGCAUGGACAAGUCGAAAUGGGGUGCUGUGGCGAUGCUGGCUAUCAUGCAGGCUGGGGGCGCGAUCAUGCCCCUUGGAGUGUCCCAGCCCCUGGGGCGUAUCCGAACCAUCGUGGAGACGUCGCAGGCAGCGUUGAUUCUAGUCGACGAGCAGCAGAUGGAUCGAUUGGAUCAACUCGCCAAACUCAUUCCUGUUGGUGAAGGUCUACUGACGGACAUCCCAUCGUACACUCAAGCACCGGCCACUGGGGUCACGCCAGACAACGCCUCGUGGGCCAUCUUCACCUCGGGCAGCACUGGAACCCCCAAGGGUGUUAUUAUCGAGCAUGGGACUAUGGCAACCAGUCUUGACGAGCAAGGCCGCUGGCUUGGACUCAGCCAAGAGACACGAUUCCUGCAGUUUGCCUCGUACACGUUCGACAAUGUGAUCACCGACACGUUCGCCACGACCAGCUUUGGCGGAUGCGUCUGCAUCCCCUCAGAGAGCGACAGGAUGGACCGACUGGAGGAGGUCAUGGUGGAGAUGAAGGUCAACACGGCCAUGCUGACAUCCACCGUGGCCCAGCAGCUCUCCCCUGCCCAACUCCCGCUGAUGCAGAAGCUCAUCUUGACCGGUGAGCCCGUCCGCGCCGACGUCGUCCAGCCCUGGCUGGGUCACGCCGAGGUCUACAACGCGGCUGCCUCCGAGGCCAGCAAUAUCGGACACCCCCUCGCCACGCGGCUGUGGGUUGUGCAGCCCGACAAUCCCCAUCUCCUCGCUGCAAUCGGCGCCCCCGGGGAGCUGUACAUCGAAGGCCCCUUCCUGGCCCGCGGCUACCUCAACGACCCCGUCAAGACGGAUGCGUCGUUCCUCGUCGACCCGCCCUUCACGCAGAGACUGGGGCUGACUGGGCGCCGCGUCUACCGCACCGGAGACCUGGUGCAGCAGAACGAAGACGGCACGCUGGUCCAUCUGGGCCGCUGCGACUCCCAGGUCAAGAUCCGCGGCCAGCGCGUGGAGAUCAGCGAGAUCGAGUACCAGAUCACGCAGCACCUGCCUGAAGCCAGCACCGUGGCUGUCUUCAUCGUCGACGACAACCCGGUCACCCUCGUUGCGGCGGUGGAAUUUGGUACCGACAGUCCUCAUCGUCUGGGCCCGCAGAGUCCGUUCAAGGGUUUACUCGCUCCGACAGAGGCACUGCGCCUCGCGUUCACCAAGCUCUACGGCGCCUUGUCCCAGGUCCUCCCUAUCUACAUGGCACCCAGUGUCUUCGUCCCCAUGCACGAGAUGAGCCGGAAUCUAUCAGGGAAGCUCGAUCGACGCCUCCUGCAAACAUUAUUGAAAAGUCUUCCCACCGCAGAGCUCCGGCGGUAUCGCCUGGGCGAGGGACCAAAGAUUGCACCCUCGACGGCAAUGGAGCGCCAGCUGCAAGCCAUCUGGGCGAAAGCACUGGAUCUGCCCGAAGAGCAGGUCGGCGCCCACGACAACUUCUUCCACAUUGGCGGCGAUUCCCUGGUGGCCAUGCGCAUUAUUGCCCUCGCGCGUGCGCAGAAGCUCAAGCUGACCGUCGCCGAUCUGUUCAAGUCCCCGUGUCUGUUUGAGCUGGCGCAGGUCGUCGCGGAUCGCGUCGCAGCGAGCAGCAUUACACUGGCGGAAGAUGAGGAAGCGUCUGCGCCUUCGCCCUUCUCUUUGAUUCCGGCGGAGGAUGUCCAAUUGAUUGUCUCCCGCAUGCCAGGGCGCAAAGCGCAGGAUGUCGUCGACAUCCUGCCGACAACAGAUUUCCAAGCCUUGACGGUGGCGCAAGCCCUGGCCACGCCGGGGACGGCCAACUUUGCUCAUUUCAUCCUCGAUGGUGAUGGGGCAUGCGAUGUUGAGGUGCUGCGCAAGAGCUGCCUGCAACUGAUCGAGGCCGUCCCGCCGCUGCGCACCGCGUACGUCCUCAGCCAGGGCGUGCUGCUACAGGCGGUGCUACAGAUCCAUGAGCCAGAGAUCAAGAUCCUCCAGGCCACCGAUGCGACCGUGGAAGAGGUGACCAGCAAUCUCAUCAGCAAGCAGAUGUUCCAGCCCCCGCAACUCGGGCACCCUUUCACGGCGAUGGCCAUCAUCGAGGACCCUGCCAGCAGCCGCCAUCGAGUCGUCCUCCGUCUCACACAUGCAGAGUACGACGCCGUGUCUAUGCAAAACGUUUGGCAACAUCUCCGCGCUCUGUACGAGGGGGCGGCCUUAAAACCACGACCCAGCUUCGCCUCGUUCCUCUACAACCAGCGGGAGAAGAUCACCACGCAGACGUACGACUACUGGCGCACACUGCUGGACCAGUCGAGCAUGACGCCCUUGCGCAGCCAAACCUCAACACAAACCGAUACCAUCGGCCAUUACCCGUCGACAGUGGCCCAGCUCCGUCCGGCUCGUGUCCACCUCAACAAAUCCUCCGUCAACAAUAUCACAAACCCAAUCCUCAUCAAGACCGCCUGGGCCAUGACCCUGAGCCGGCUGUCCGACCAUCAAGACAUCAUCUUCGCAGACACGGUCUCCACACGCGGAACCGUCGACGACUCGCUCAUGGACGCCGCAGGGUGCUGCGUGACUAUCCUCCCCGUCCGCGUCAAGCUUUCGCCGGCAACCUCGAUGCAGGAAGCCCUCCUGCACCUGCAAACGCAGCAGGCCGAAAGCCUCGAACACGCACAGCUCGGGUUCCGAGAGAUCCUGCAUGAGUGUACGGCCUGGCCGACCUCGACGCGGUUCACGUCUGCGAUUAACUGUCUCUCCGAAAAUGCCGGGGGCAAAGACGCAUUCACGAUGCGCGGUACAAACUACACGCUUUCCCAGUUCGCGGCAGACGAUGCGACCUGGACUGUGGACCUAGGCGUCACUGCCGUCAUGCGCGAUACCGGCGAUGUCGAGCUGCGGAUGGCGUACCUACCCGCGCGGGUCGCCGAAGACGCGGCGUCCGAGUAUCUCAACACCCUGCGCGAUACACUGCAGGCUGUUCUUGACUCUCCGGGUCUUCUUGUCUCGGACGUCCUAGCGAGACCACUGGGCUCUCGCGGCGACAGGAAGGGGGCGUCUUCUCCCAAGAUCGAGUCUAUAGACCCCGAGCAAGAGGCAGAGGCAGAGCAAGAGACGGAGACGGAAACAAUGACAUAUCUCGAGCUGAAGCAGAUGCCAGAAUGGGAACAGGUCCUGCAAGGGAGACGGGGCGUCGACAGCACCGGUCACACGAGCCCGUCGUUCUCGCAGCGCGGAGGUGAUCUCCUGGACGCGCUGUAUCUGUCUUCUCUCAUGGAUGGGCAUAUCUCGCCUAUGGCUAUUCUAGAGGGGUCUAGGGGUGAAGAGGUCCAGGCCGGGAAGCCAGGUUCGGUGACUUCUUCCAAAGGCCGGGGCCGCUAUGCAUCGUUGGGGAUGGUCUGGAGCAGGAUCAGGCUGGGGUAUAAGAGGGUGGUGUCUGGGUCACGGCCGAAGAGGUCGAAGGUCUCGUUGCAUGCGUGA